UUCUCUGUUCGCCAUGUCUACGACUGCAACGAUAGGAUCCGAGAACUUUCAAGGGCCGGUGACAUUACAGCUGCCCGCCAACUGUUCGAUAAUAUGCCUUCUCACGAUGUUGUCUCAUGGAACUCUAUCAUUACAGCCUACUGGAAGAAUGGGUAUCUCCAAGAAGCAAAGAAACUCUUUUAUUCAAAGCCUAACAGAAAUAUACUCUCCUGGAACUCCAUGAUCACAGGUUGUGUUGAAAAUGGAUGCUUAGAUGAAGCCUUCCAGUAUUUUAAAGCAAUGCCUCAGAGAAAUACGGAGUCUUACAAUGCCAUGAUAUCGGGGUUUGUGAGAUGGGAGAGGAUAAAGGAUGCUGGAAUGCUUUUCCGAGAAAUGCCUAGAAAGAAUGUGAUAUCUUAUACAGCAAUAAUUUAUGGGUAUAUGAAGGUUGGGGAAUUUGAGAAGGCGAGAGCUUUGUUUGAUGAGAUGCCGUUUAAGAAUGAUGUUUCUUGGAUGGUGAUGAUUAGUGGGUAUGCUGAUAAUGGCUGGUUUGAUGAAGCCAGGGAGUUGUAUCAACGGAUGCCGAAUAAGAAUGUCGUUGCUAUGACAGCUAUGAUAACGGGGUAUUUUAACGACGGGCGGGUGGAGGAUGCAAGGACCUUGUUUGAUGGAAUUCGGUGCAAAGACCUAGCGUGUUGGAAUGCAAUGAUAACAGGUUAUGCAGAAAACGGGAUUGGAGAGGAAGCACUGAAGUUGUAUUUGGAAAUGGUUAAGCUGGCUAUCCGACCGGAUAUUUUCACCCUUGUUUCUGUUACCACUGCUUUUUCUGGCCUUGCAUCUGUUAAGGAAGGCAGACAAAUGCACGCGUUUGUUAUAAAAUAUGGGUUUGAAUUUGAUCUUUCUUUGUGUCAUUCCUUGAUUAUAAUGUAUAGUAAAUGUGGUAGCAUUCUUGAUGCUGAGCAAGCUUUUAGACAAAUGAAUGGAACAUGCCUUGUUUCACGGAAUACAAUAAUUUCUGCGUUUGCACAGCAUGGUCUCUACGAAAAAGCUGUUGAUUUCUUCAACCAGAUGGAAGUGGUUGGUGUUGAACCAGAUGGGGUAACUUUUCUUAGUUUAUUAUCUGCUUGUGGUCAUGCAGGGAAAGUAAAUAAAAGUAUGGACUUUUUUGACCUAAUGGUAAGAAAAUAUGGGAUUCAUCCAAGACCUGAGCACUAUUCUUGCUUGGUUGAUAUACUGAGUCGAGCAGGUCAGCUGGAAAAGGCAUCCAAGAUAAUACGAGAGAUGCCUUUUGAAGCUGAUGGUGGAGUCUGGGUUGCUCUUCUAGGUGCCUGCAGUUUUUAUUUGAAUAUAGAAUUAGGGGAAUUAGCAGCUAAGAAACUUGGGAAUCCACAUCAUUCAGGUACUUGUGUUGUUUUGUCCAAUAUAUAUGCUUGGGCUGGCAUGUGGGAUGAAGUCACAAGAAUGAGGCUACAGAAGAAAGAACAAGGAGUGAAGAAGCAAUGUGCAUAUAGUUGGAUGGAGAUUGGUAAUAAGGUGCACCACCACUUCCUUGGAGGGGAUCUCUCGCACCCUGACACGAGUCAUUUAGAGAUUAAGAGUAUCAGUUUACAAAUGAAAGCACUGGUUAAUAUUGCAGAAAUUGAUUUGUUGUGGAGUGGUUUCGGUUGAUAUAUAUCUCAAUAGGAGUUGUGAUCCCUGAUAGAAUUUCAGGAGAAAAGGGGAAGCCACAAUU
Molecule: messenger RNA, 1711 nt
Organism: Hibiscus syriacus
Lineage: Eukaryota; Viridiplantae; Streptophyta; Magnoliopsida; Malvales; Malvaceae
Product: pentatricopeptide repeat-containing protein At4g02750-like
Exons: 2
Biological process (GO): RNA modification
Molecular function (GO): protein binding; RNA binding
Source: RefSeq, a predicted model, not a curated record